Spirometra erinaceieuropaei is the source of this 26254-nucleotide messenger RNA. The record is from the annotation of a GenBank genome assembly. Lineage: Eukaryota; Metazoa; Platyhelminthes; Cestoda; Diphyllobothriidea; Diphyllobothriidae.
AUGAGGAGGAGUUACAGGGGUAAGCUCGACUUCUCAUCGCUCUUGGUCAUUUCGGAACAUAAAUAUGUCCAGAUUCUUCUUAAAAAUUUGUAUAGAUGGUGACAUCACAACAUCUGCGGGAAGCUCAUUCCAUGGUUUGACCACCCGAACCGCGAAGGAGAACUUCCGCACAUCCAGCCGUGCCUGCUGAGUGCGCAGUUUUAACGGGUGACCUCGGAGGUUGGUCGUGGUAGCAAAUUCAAAAAAGUCUUCGAAGGCCAGACUGCAAUCCAACCCCUUUACAAUGCGGAAGGCUUGCAAGAGAUCUCCGCGAAGUUGCCUGUAACUCAAAGGAAAGAGGUUCAGAUUUACUAGGCGGGUUGCAUAAGAAAAGGAGCUUUGACCCCUAACCAUCUUCGUUGCUCUCCUCUGGACUCUUUCGAGGCAGUUCUGAUCCACAACAGCCCACGGCCUCCAAGCUUGUAUGCCGUACUCUAAAUGCGGCCGGACGAAUGUUCCGAAUGUCUUAGAGAAAGCUUCUUCGUCAAAGUCCAUAAACGCACGCUUGAUGGCGUACAGUACGGACAUUGCGGUUUUUGCCACCCUCGAACAGUGGGCGGAUGGUUUUAGGGAACUCGUCGUCAGCUCACCGAGGUCCCUUUGGGCUUCGACCUUUUGUAGGGCUGCACCGCCCAGAAAGUAGCCUCUUGUGCUGGCGGAUCUGGCUGUGUUGCCUAGGCGAAGUAUGCUACAUUUGGCAACGUUGAACCGCAGGAGCCAACGGUUUGACCACUCCUCCAACCGAUUCAGGUUCAUCUGCAGUCUGUCUUCAUCGGCAGGACCCCGAAUUACACUCCAUAUCUUCAUGUCAUCCGCAAACAUUGCUACUUCACAGUCUAAAUCUCUUGCGGCAUCGUCCACGUAGAUAAGGAACAAAAUGGGUCCCAGAACUGAGCCCUGGGGGACACCACUAUCGACCAUAGCCGGAUCUGAUUUUCCCCGACCGACGCACAAGGAAGUUUUCGAUCCAUUUAAGGAAGUUCCCUAUUUUUUUCAGCUUAUGUAAGAGUCUUUGGUGUGGCACAGUGUCGAAAGCCUUCUGGAAGUCGAUGAAGGCUAUGUGGACCGCGUGCCUGUCGUCGAGAGCUCGGGUCCAGGUCUGCAGAGAUUGCAGCUGGUUUGUUGUGCAGGAUCUGCCUGCUCGGAACCCAUGUUGGCAUUUCGAUUGCAGGCCGUGAACUUCCAGGAAUUGCAUCAGUUCACUCUUUAUGAUCCUUUCCAUAACUUUGCAGAGAAUGCAUGUCAAGCUUAUGGGCCGGUAAUUUGUCGUCGCUGCCCUGUUACCUCCUUUGUGUAGCGGAGUAAUAUGCGCCAGCUUCCAAUCUAUAGGAAGUGUUCCAGUGUCAAAUGACGUUUGAAAGAGCAUCUACAAAGGCACAGAGAGCUCACUGGCAAGUUCCUUCAGAAGCUUGGGUGGAAUCUCGUCUGGUCCUGGCGACUUCGAUUCGUUCAAUGCCUCUAAUUCUCUUCGGACAAUGCCUUCUGAGAAGAGUAUAUCACUGACGCUUGGAUUCGGCAGUUCUUCUGUGGAGGGAGGAAGGAACCUUGCCUCGUUUGUGUAGACUGAUUGGAAAAACCGUGAAAAAUAUGCAGCUUUAUAUAGGCAGAAUAGUAUUACCGACAAAGACAAGGGAGACUGGAAUGGCCAUUUCUGGCUUAUUAGCCGUCGUCAGCCAGCCAUACCCAAGCCCGAAGUGUGGAACACCCGAGCCUCGAACUCGCGACCUGUUGGUUUAGAAGUCAACGCCUCUACUCACCGGGCCACGAGCCCGUUGCCUUGUCGGUUUUCGAUCGGGAAUAUACAAUGUUAGGGGGCGCUCACCGAUCGUUCAUACGGAACUCACUCGUUCCGUUGUGCCUUAUGGACUCUCUCUCGAGCCCAACCAGCAGCCGCACAGCGGCGCAUGAUAUAUAGGCAGAAUAGUAUUACCGACUAUUCUGCCUAUAUAUCAUGCGCCGCUGUGCGGCUGCUGGUUGGGCUCGAGAGAGAGUCCAUAAGGCACAACGGAACGAGUGAGUUCCGUAUGAACGAUCGGUGAGCGCCCCCUAACAAUGCAGCUUUAUCCCUACUAUCAGCGAUCUCAUCGCCAUCAGUAGUCUUUAUCAAAGGGAUUUGAUGCCUGUUCCUUGUAGUUCGUCGGAGGUAGCUGUAGAGCAAUUUUGGGUUCUGCGUUGCUUUUUGUAGCAAGUUCUUCUCGAAUUCCCACCGCGUCUGCAUUAUCAACUUCCUCAGUUUGUUCCUCUGUGUCUUGAGAACCAUCGAUCCGAUGUUUUUCCCCUUUGACAUAUAUGAGCUACAUGUACCUCUUAGCCACUUUUGUAUUGUUUGCUCGGAUCUAAACGACAGUAAUUUUGCAGAGAAGGCAUUUUAUCAUUAAAACUACCGACUAAGCCGACGUUGACCUUUACCUUCUGAUAUUUGAGAGUUAAGCCAAAAAACAAUUGUCACAAUUUUAUUGGUCUGCAACAAGCCACUUGACGUGUAAAUAAUCCGCGCCCAGGCUGUUGUCGUCCUUGUGAGUCGCUUUCCCAUAAUUCGUGUAAGUUUUUUGAGAUUAAUCUGCACUCGUGUUAGUCUUCUGGCACAUUUCUAAUUUUUUCGGCCUACCAUUGGGUCCAUGGUCUCCCAAUAAAGGCAAACACCAGAGUUAGUCUUUUAUAUUCCUGAUAUAUCAAGGGUGUCCCUUGCACAGGGACAGCCCUGUACUUAUAGAUUGGGUUUACGAGCUUGACUGGGGCAGGCUAUCUAAUUGGUUGACGGUGCUCAGCCUGCGUGCUUUAGAAGAAUUUGAUGACGUCAGACAUUCCGUCAGCUUAUUCAACUGCCCACGGACAAGGUAUAUACCUUGUCCGUGAGCAGUUCAACCGUGGAUUUUGUAAAUAUAUGUUUACAAAAUCCACGGUUGAACCAAUUAAGGAUAUUCAUUGUACGCCCAACACAUCAAACUGCAUCUUUUAGGUUAUAUUCGUCAUUGACGCACACCCGUUGCACUCGCCGCAACCAAGCACUGCCUCUGCGAAGGGAUUAUACGGAUAUUGCCUGCCAAGAUUACUGUAGAGUCAGCUAAUCACAAGCCUGGCCCCAGACUGUGCGCUGAAGCUAGCCUUGAGAGACUGCAAUAAUAGCAGGGAUAUGAGAACUGCCACAAGUUUGUUGAAAUUAGAACUUCGAAUGUCAAACAGGAACGACUAAUUUUUUCUUGCACUUGGAAAUACGACGUAAAAAGACGGCUAGACCAGAAUCAUGUGAUAACUACUUCGUAAAUUGACGAGUUCUCGCCCAUAGAACAACUUGGUGCAUUUAAGGGGUGACUUUUGUCUUUGAUAGUAAUAUAUAAACUAUUGAUUCUUAACUGAAAGAGUCCACAGAGCCAAACUCUCUGAUGUUAAUUUUGAUACUUGGAUUCGCUGAUCGGCACACUUAUUCACUUCUUCCAUUUCUGCAGAAUCCUAAGUUAAAAGCCUGACUUUAAGUGGUCACCGCCACAUUGUGCUAGAAUUUUUUUAACCACGAAUUCCUGCACGAGCAGUACACCGUAAUAAUCUGUCCACGCUGACCUUAAGCUUGUUCCGAUUUCACAACCGCCUUUGUUUUGGAUUCAUUUAAAGGGCCGCAGAAGGAAUUGGUGGUGACCGCCCUCUCUCCCCAUAAUGCCUUGGUCUUAGACUAAAAUAACUGCCUUACGUCUAUCCAGGGAUCUCUCUUUGGAUUUGAAUCCCGGAUUCAUGAAUAGAUCCCACAGUAAAUUCAUAAAGCCCAGUCUCCUCACUACGAGUCCAACCCCAGUUUAGUUCUUUGUUCGGACGCAGGAGAUGUGGUCACUACAUUUGCUGAUUCUGAUGAGGGUUUGGUAAUUCUUAAUCCAGCCAACUUUCCCUCUUCAAAUAACUAAGGGGUUUUGUCGAGGCACUCAUCCACUCCUUCUCUGUUCGAUAUUCUUUUCAAAAUCUCAGCGGUUUCGACUUUCUAUAACUUUUUUAGACACAUUUGAAAUACUGUUCACAUGCUUGCUCUCUGUCUCUCGUUCAUAACAUGGAAAAUCUUGAAAAAGUUCGCUGCCAAGAGCCUUAGCUCAUCAUCUUGUUGCGUAAUGUGCCAGCUACGUCACGCUUCCAAACGUCAAAUUGGGCUAUCUGUCUUCAUAAGUGUUUCUGCGUUUCCCUCUUCGCAGGAUACGAGAUAGAUCACGGCAUUAAUGAUGUGGACGCUUCUUAAUUUUUUGACCCAAACAUAUCCGAAAUUUAGGGAGGAGUGGGGGUGGAGGGAGGGUACUUAUGCGUACUGGGAUCAUAAGUGAGUCGCGUAGAUCAGAAAGUUUUUUUUUGAGUCGUAAUAUGCGUCGGAACAGUUUCUUACAUUUUGGCUUAUAAAGAUGAGUAUCCAACUAAACAAUCCUAGUUUUCCGACUAUCGGUACAUUUCCUUCGUCGACUUCCUUCAGUUCCCUAGAUGCUCAUAAUUUUUGCACGUUCGUGUGGCACAAGCGCCUGGCAGGACCUUGUAGUAAGAUCUACAGAGGAGCUCAUCCAUCGUACAUGGCCUUAGACUCUUUUUAAAAGAGACCUUGUUUUGCGCCCUCUUAGCAUCGCCUCUUUGUUAUUAUCCCAUCAAAUGCAGCCCCUUGUCUACUUCGCGUCGGCCUUCUCGGCCGCCUGUCGUUUGUUAAACUUUGCGCCUUUGUUCCGCGGUGUGAUUUUAAGUGAUUUGUGUCUCGAUUUCCAUCUUAUGCAGCAUGUUCGUUUGUUGUAUUUCACUGCCGUCUCGCCAAUGGGUUCCGCGCUUUUGGGUUUCCGUUUAAGUUCUUGCAGAUUUUGUCAGGAAAGUUUUAAAGGUUUCCAGGUAACCGCGUAAGUCCGCGGAUUGUUCUAGUUUGACCAACUUAAAUACUUUUAUCGUUCUUUGACAUAUCGCUUGAAUUCUGAAACUACCCUCGGCCUGCCCAUUGAGUCGACGUUUAAGUAAAUUUCUGUCAAGUUUUGGAAUCUGUCAAUAAUGUCAGACCUUUUAUUUCACAAGGUUUUUCAAGGCCUGCUUUCUUCCAUUUGACAGUUUUAAUCACCUACUUCAUUUACUUUAUGUAGUGUCUGAAGAAAAAUGUGUUCUAACCAAACCGGAAAAAUCUAUCACACGGUCCUUCUGGGACUCGUAUUCUGUUUAAACAUGUCCCCUUUACGACUGUUCGACCGUCAGUUUCGACGGUGUCAACCAUGUGCCUCACAGCAGGAACGGUAACUUGCGCGUUAAUUCGUUUACGGUGUAGCUAGACUUGUGCAGCGUCUACUGCAUUCUCGGUAUCAUGGCAGAAUCAAAAAGACCGCAGGCUGGAAAUGGGACAGGUGACUGGAGCGGCGUGAGCCCGCACCUAGGCGUACCAACACACCCCCUAGUCCGCGCACAAAGAACCAGGAUUUUACGCAACAAGAAGGCGGGUGGUUCGGAUCCGAACCGAGUGGAAGGGCCAUAAAGGCCACCCUAAGGAGUCAUCGCAGUCUGAUUCAGACCACUAGUCCACCAUUCCACACUAGCGCACACUGGGCUGACCUCGUGGUCUGAGUUGGAUUUCAGUUGACAAUCUUCCAAGCUACGGCUUUUGGCGUACAGUGAUAGUCUCAAGAGCGCCAGAUUGUUUAUAUAGUUAGGAGAAUGCGUUUGGACGUGGACCUCACCCUUUUGCCCUUCACGUAUAACAGUCGAUUAUCCAAGCCGGUCGGCCAACUGAUGCUGAGAUUGUGAGAGGGGGCUGAAAAAACUAAGAAUAGUCCAUCUGCGUGUGCCACACACGCGACCAGCACUGCUCAGAUCUCACUUGUAUCAGUGGAGCCACACGGAGAAGGAGCCAAAGGACACUCUUCGAACUUAUGUGAGAGGUACCCAGUUCGUGCCAGCGCUGUGUGAUGUUGGAGGCGCAUGUGUGUGGUGCAUGUGUUGAUUGGGAAAUGUAUGGUGUGCUGCAGGUUUUUAAGGAAACGUAUGUGACCGAGCAAGCCCAUGCAAUGGCUGGCCGUGCGAGGGUAGUGCGGGCGGCUGAAGCGAUGACGGCGGGUGUGUGUUGAUGCUGCGGGCACUGUUUCGCCGGUCCGUUUUAUAAAAGUGACUGCAGCCCUUAACAAGUUUACGAUUUCAGUAUUUGAACCAUCCAAAACUCAAUUCCAUGUUAUUUUAACUGACGCCUUUUCAGUGAAACGCUUGCUAUUUUUUUAUUCUAGUUCUGGUGAUGCCGAUCGUCUCUGUGCCGGAGCAUGUUCUCUUCCAAAAACUGAAAAGAAGCUUUAGUAAGUCUCGCAAACUCGUCAUUAGCGCCUUUCGUUUUAGCUGAAGAGGAGUUCACAGACCUCUGCUUUGCCUUUGGGCUGGAAUUGGAUGAAAUUGUUCGUUCACCUCGCCUGUCUUAAUAAAAGCGUCAUGUUUAGACAUCUGAACAAGAAUUAGCCAAACGUGAACAGGGCGACGUUGGAGCGGUUGGCUCGAAGAGUGAUACGACAAUCUACAAAGUGGAAGUUCCUGCUAACCGCUAUGACCUCCUGUGCGCUGAGGGCCUCACCCGAGCCCUCCUCAUUUUUCAGGGCAAGUAAGUGCAAAAGCAUCUUAAAGUGCUUUUUAGAAUAGCUGCGCCGGAAUAUCGUGCCAUCCUUCCGAUGCCCCAUAUACAAAUUCGGGCUUCUCCUAAUGUGAGUUCUUAUUUGCAGUAAAAACCAAAGAAACCGCAUGGUUGUUUGUGCCGUUACUGCGGUAAAAUAAGGCAGGUUUGCCUAAGUAUUCAGCCUCAAUCAAGUCACGCAAACUAACUUCUUGCCUUUGGAAAAAAUCUCAUCCGCUCCCAAUGUUGUGCGUUACAGGUCUUGGAAGUGCGUCCCUUCGUCGUUGCGGCCGUUCUGAGGAAUAUUGCCUUUGACGAGGACCGCUAUGCCAGCUUUAUUGAUCUACAGGACAAGCUUCACCAGACCAUUGGCCGGUACGACCAGUUUAUAUUCCAUUUUGUCUGUCAUUGCUGUCUACAGGACACCACUAUAAGUUUACCUUCCAUCAUCCCUCCUUAAUUUCGCAUAACUAGUAGAUCCACAUUAUCAAGUCCGGCAAACUUUUUGUAUUUGUAGCCCUCUAAGACGCAUCGUUAAUCCGUAUUUGGAGGAUGGCGUCAAUACCGCGACAGUUUGCCGCCGUAACUUUCCAUUAUCAGUUACGACCCCAGCGGUGAUUCCGAGAGCUGUUAAUUACAGCGUUCAUAUGGUCCCACGGCAGCCACGUGCUAUAAAUACUGCACUCCUUGUGCUACCAUUACCUUUAUCUGCGACUGUCUCUGAUGAUGGACUCGAGUGAGAAUCCGAAACGUCAGGCCAAUAAAUUUCUUGUUCCAGUGAUCACAUCUUCGCUUUCUGAACUGCUACCUGGAACUCGCCUGUUCGCUUCUAUCAGUUGUCUGUCAGUUCGAUAGUUCAUGUCGAUUGCUGGUCGAUCCCCCUUGCAGGCGUCAGCCUACGUUGUGAACAACAUGAGAUUGAAGAAGGUUGUGUCGAGGACGCGACCUUGCUUCAUUCCAUUGGUCAUCACUAAGGUCUCUGGCGUGGAUCCGUUGUCUGCCACGUGUACCACCAUGACAUAUUGCUGGUGUUUAACCGUAGUCGUGAUCGGCAGGAUUUAUUGGCACCAAAAAAUUUCGCGACUGCUCUUCAGCUGCUUCCUGUCGCUUCGUAAGAGGGAUAACGAGUGAGAACAAUACACUCACUCGUUAUCCCUCUUAUGAAGCGACAGGAAGCAGCUGAAGAGCAGUCGCGAAAUUUUUUGGUGCCAAUAAAUCCUGCCGUUCUUGCCUACUUCAGCUUCGUACCGGGGACAAAAUGCUUCAAGUAGUCGUGAUCCUCCCCAUUUUGAGUGGCUGCCUCGGUUCACGUUGUCAAGGCCUAUGUAGUGGCAUCCACUAUGGUAGUGUAGAAACUGAUCCUUAUUUCUUGACAUUCGACGGCAGACGAACUGCCUUAUUAAUACACGAUUCGCUGUUGUCGUGUAGAUGUUAUUUUUUGCGCCUUGGUGCAUGAGAUCUCAUGCAGUAGUGAUUUGACACACUUCCUGCGUUAUUUACUUAUUGACGCAAAACGCUUAGCAUUACCGUCAAUGCCAGACUUGUGCAUGCAGCCUUUCAGUCGGCUCUCACGACUUUUACGUUUCCCAUUCUGAGUCAUCUACUUAAUUGCAGGCAUUUGCAAAGACCAGUUGUCGGUCUUUUUGGGACAGCCAAGCACUUGUACAGUAAAUAACCCAAAUAAUUAAAUGUGCUUACAUGCACGAAGAAUCCCUACUCAAUCGGAAACCGACACAAACGCAUCGACCAACACCCCCCCCAUCCGUUAACCAUAAAUGACUUCCAACUAAGUGAAAACACAAAAGGUGUAUUUUAUGUAUCUUAUGUUGUUUAGGAGUAACAAGUUUCUUUAGAAGAGUGGAACUUUAUGUCAGCUGCAUAAAGUCAAUUUGUAGAAGUACAUAGGAGCUGUGCAUGGAAACAACCAAGCAAAUAAAACGGCAUAUGUAAGAUAGAGUUUAUAGAAAGCAUUUUAUAAUUCACUUUGACCCAACUGCAAAAAACUCGGUGCCUCGGUGGGAUUCGAACCCACGACAGCAAAGGGAGGCUUUAGUACAGCCAACACUCUAACCAUCUGAGCUACGAGGCCCCGCCGGCCGACGCGAGUUCAAUCACAUUUGGGGCAAGUUACCCGCCCAACCUACUGCAACGUCUGGAAUCCACCAAAUCUGAUUUAUAAUGGUCGCGGUCAAUAUCCUCUAGAAUUAUUUUAUUAGAAGUAUGGCGGCCACUACAUUGGCUAACGUUUAGUUGCGUGUUCCACAAUGGUUUUUAAAAAUCCCAUGCAAUUCGUGGUGUGUGAUUGACUAAGAAAGAGAGGAUUUCACCAGACUUUGCAGAUAUGGAGGUCACUGGGAUAAAGGUCUUCAAACGGUCUCACGCCGGGUGGUCGGCCAGUGACCUGGAAAUUGAAACCGAAUUAUCGAACGCAGUCAUGAACAUGUCAUUCUCUGUGUAUCAAGAGAACAUUUUAGACGUAAACCUUCUGUGUUAGUUAAGCGACGGAGAUAGGUUCUGUGGUUCUCAUCUACUAAAACCUUCAAAAUAGGGCACUUGAAAGCACUUACCUAAGCAGUGAGUCUUCGGGUUGUCUUUUUUACGCAGAUAGCGGUUUUAGCCAUAUUUCUAAACUCACCCAAGCAAUGAAACCUGACCUUCGAAGAAUAGACUUCCACAACUAGGGCAUGUGACGAGUAUACUAUUGGUUAUUAGAAUAACCUCUAGUAAGUUAUCUUUGGGGGGAGGGGGGUAUUUAACUGAUGAAUGCACACGUCUUCUCCUUUUAUUCCGAAGUAAAGUCGGGGAAGGUAUCGGAACGCUUGGCGCGCCUGUGCACUUUCCUGAAAGAUGCCGAUAAUUUUUCUUUAUGUUCGUUUACAUGUAGGCUCCGUUCGAGGGUCAUGAAUGUACCAGAGAGUGACCAUGCAAACACUAAAAUCUUAUCGGAACUGCUGAUGCUGUUACGUAUGAGCAAAAUUUAGAGCGCACAAAAAUGCCACAAAUUGUGCUAGAAAGUUAAGCCGACUGUUUUAUGGCGGACCGUUUUGCAGUUACUUGCAGGAUGUUUGAAUAUUUCCCGAAAAUAGGGAUAGGUCAAAACAGAAGAUCGCCUGUAGGCGUUAUCACCGUUUUCGUACAAAUCGGGAUUUUUAAAGUUGUGUUUCCCUCUAAAUAGUCUGCUUAUUCGCAUCCUACCUUGGCUAACUUACGCGGACCAAAUAAUAGAUUUUCAAGUGGGCAAGGAUUGUACGGAUAAAUCCCCCCCCCCCCGUUUAGGCUAAUAUCCUCUGGUAGAAAAACACUAAUGCACAUAUGUGGUGCUAGAGAGCGAUUAACAUAAGAAAUUGUGUCAUUAUAAGGCGACGUUUAUUUUUGCUCAGAUUUAUGAUUUUUUUCAUUCACAAGAUCGUUCAGAAAUAUUUUGUGCCAGGGAAAGACUUCUUUCGGAAGGCGAUAGCCUAACGAGUAAAGUACGCGACAGUUAAGAUGCCCCGAAAUGAUAGUGCAGAUCUCUGUCAUCUCGUUUCUGGAGUUAAGUCACAUAUUGUGGUUUACUGCUCCUUUUUACGAGGAUGUAUCUGCCUAUACCGCUUGAUGUUCUGUUCCUAAUACCGCUCAAUUUACCUUCAUAUCAAACAAAAAUGAAUAUGAAAAUGAAUGUGUAUAUCUUUGAACGAACACAUUUGAGUCGCCUACCGUGUUAUGACUCACUGGUUUCUGGUUACCUGUCUAACAUGAUAACGUCGUUUGAUAGUAAACGAAGUAUCGUGGCAAUUGGAACGCAUGAUCUUGACACUCUUCGACCACCAUUCGUCUACGAUGCCCAGCCCCCCUCGAAGAUACGGUUCCGGCCUCUUAAUCAGACGCAAGCCUUCACGGCUACUGAGAUGACUGAACUCUACUCGGUUAGUAUUACCUCAUGCAACUUAAUUUUGUGAUAACGCUUUACGCUAGCAAUGAAUUAUUUUCAAGGAAUUUUAGAUAUGAGAUGGUACCGACAAAGACAAGGGAGACCGGAAUGGCCAUUUCUGGCUUAUUAGCUGUCAUCAACCAGUCAUACCCAACCUCAAGUGUGAGUCACUUGGGAUUCGAACAAGAGAUCUUUGGUCAUGGAGUUUGACACUCUACCAUUGAGCCACGGGCCCGUUGUCCUGUCGGUUGCGAUUGGGAAUAUCAAUUAGGACAGAUGGGCGCUCACCGAUCAGGUUACGGAACAUGCUCGUUCCGUUGUGCCUUGGGGCUCAUACUAGAACCCUCGCAGGCAGUCGCACAGCGACUAGUAGAAUGAUGUAAAUCAGGUGGUACCGACAAAGACAAGGGAGACCGGAAUGGCCAUUUCUGGCUUAUUAGCCGUCAUCAGCCAGUCAUACCCAACCUCAAGUGUGAGUCACUUGGGAUUCGAACAAGAGAUCUUUGGUCAUGGAGUUUGACGCUCUACCAUUGAGCCACGGGCCCGUUGUCCUGUCGGUUGCGAUCGGGAGUAUCAAUUAGGACAGAUGGGCGCUCACCGAUCAGGUUACGGAACAUGCUCGUUCCGUUGUGCCUCGAGGCUCAUGCUAUUAUUCGCUGUGCGACUGCCUGCGAGGGUUCUAGUGUGAGCCCCAAGGCACAACGGAACGAGAACGUUCCGUAAUCUGAUCGGUGAGCGCCCACCUGUCAUAAUUUUAAAUGAGAAGACCCUUGAAAGCUGUCAUAAGAGAUUCUACCUCGUAGACCGAAUACUAAUUUUCAGCAUGGUUUCGAUAAAUGCACCAUAAAAAACCAAGAAAUUACUGCAAUUAGAAAGACGUUAGGAGCGAGGCAGGUUAAAGUUACCACCCUCCAUGUUGGACGUUUAAGACUUUCGCGGUGUAAGGUUGGCAAAGUUGAGACUUUCAGGGUGAUACUUUGAGAAGGGUAAGGGGUUCAUCGGGCAGAAAUGCCAUGCUGGUUGGUCAUGAGCUGGCCUAUUUUUUGUUUCUUCGCUGCCUCGGGUUUUUGGCAGAUGCUUGGCGGACGAUGAAAGCCUAGCGUGAGAGUCGUUCAGACUACGGUUUUCUCACCCUGUAAAUCGGAGUAUUCACUAAUUUUAACGUGUUGACAAGGGGUUCGUCAGGCAGAAAUGCCAUGCUAGUUGGUCAUGAGCUGGUCUUUUUUGUUUCUUCGCUGCCUUGGGCUUUUGGCAGAUGCCUGGCGGACGAUGAAAGCCUAGCGUGAGAGUCGUUUUCUCACCCUGUAAAUCGGAGUAUUCAUUAAUUUUCACGUUGUGGUGAGGUCGGUUGUUCGAACCGGUUUCCUGUUGAUGGCGCAGAACUCUUCUGUCGUAGUCUACUCUAACGACCCCUGGACGGCAGUUUGACCGUCGUUGUCGAUGAUGUCCACCGUGUGCUCCACAGCAGGGUGACUUGGGCUUGAGCUAGUUUAAAGUGGUGGCAGGCAUGCGCAGCGUCUUCCUCACCCUCUCUUCCCCCACCUGGAUCCAGUGCCAAGACAGCGUCAAAAAGACCGAAGGCGGAAGAGAACGCAGGUGUGUGAACUAGCAACAAGGCUUACCACUACACCCCCCGGUCCGCCACGUACAUUAACCAGGGUCUUAUACCACAACAAAAAUAGAGGGACGGCAGGGAUCCCAACUGACACGCUGUGAGCCUGCAACUAGGUCCGUCACUACAACCAAAUUUUGGUAUUUUUUUUACGGGUGCACAUCCUCGACGACUUCUGCCGGACUCCAAUGUACCCCCCCCCCCUCCGGUAUUGAUCCAGCACAUCUACCGCGUGACCCGUUUUAGGAGCAACCUUGUCGCCUAUUCUGGCCACUAAAAUGACAGGCUUUCAUUCUGCGAAUAAAAAUGCCCACCAUUCGGCUGCGGGUUUUGAGUGGUCGGUUUAGUACCAAACUAACUACCCGACAGGAAUUGGGUUAUGCCGUUAUCUUUCAGGCUGGACAGGGCCGACUGCUCAGCCCUAGCGUGCGUAAGUGCCUCUUCUUAUGCCGCUUUCUAGUUUGCCUCCUCGCCGCGUUACCGACAGCACCUUGCUCACUGUGCAUAAAACCCUCACAAUGUCAUAUAAGCUCCUUACCAGUUACAGUGGGUGUCAUAGCCCCUGAAGUGCUAGCUGAACUUCUGGAAUAUGGUCUCGGUUGGAAAGAAUUGCUUGGGUCGGAUUGUAAUAUUGAUGAUCAUGCAGCAUGAUCCGAAAGUCCAAAUAUAUUUUAUGGAAAGCAUACACAGGAACAUAAUUUCUUGUAGUUAUUUUGUAGUAAAUUAUGCUUUCUAUUUUUUGCUUCAAAAAGGGGGUAGCUUUCGGUUUCUAGAAGUUUCAAUUUGCUUGUGAACAAGGCAAGUUGGUGCCAGUCAAAAAGUGACACUAGUGAGAUUGAAGUGCCCUGUCGUACUCAUGCACGUGAUAGUUCGAUUUUCUUCAGAGGGAGGAGCCUGACUUUUGCGGCGUCAAUGUUGUUGGUGGGGGUCGUGGCGGCAAUAGCGCCGAUUUUUCUUUAAACUUCACGUCCUAUUACGCUGCUACUUGCACCGCAUCGACGAGGCAGAUCUCUUUGUCACGCCAGUGGAUGCAGCUUGUUUUACAGCAUGGAAGCGUUAAUUUGUUCAUCACUUGAUCUGAUUUUAACUUCCCUCCCCUUCAGAAAGAAUCUCACCUCAAGCCCUACAUUGCGCUGUUGAAAGGCGAGCCCAAGUACCCCGUCAUCCUGGAUUCGAAGGGCACAGUCCUAUCAAUGCCUCCCGUCAUCAAUGGUAGUUCACUUUUAAUUUAAUGCACUUUAAUAUUUGCCCCCUUCCCCGCCUUGCCUUCGACUACAAUAUGCGCGGUAAUGUGUGACACUCUUCACUGGGCGUGGGAUGUAGACUUUGUAACCAGCGGCGUGCUAGCUUUCUAAUCAAAUAAUGUCAACCAGUAGUGACAAUUUCACCCUGAAGAAUCACUUCUUAAGCAGUGAGCCUUCUACUUUUGCCCUCCUAAUAUAAGGUGCAUUGUUUUAUAAAAAAGACCCCCGACAGGACGUUUUUUCUGAAUAGGAUUUCCUUAGUACGGGGUAUUCGCCUUCAGAAAAGUCAUCGCUUAGGUUAUGUAUGGCCGUUUAUCAACUGUUUGGUUAUUUUAAGCAUUACUUUCAAGAAAUACGCAUGUCAGUUCGCAUGGAAAGCCUGCAGAUACGUAAUGCCUGACUCGUGCCCGACAGCGAGUUCUGUGACCUCUUAGGACCAAAGCAAUCGCUACUGUGCAAUAUCCAGCUCCUGUUAAGACCACAUAUCCGAUAUAGGAAUGUAAGGAGUAGAAUUUUCGGACAGUCCUUCUAUCAGGGAGGUACUUGGGCUUAUGACUGUUGACAUUCGGCGGUUAUAGUUUUGCCAAAGGGGUCACAACUCACGAAUUAGUCAUGAAGUACGUUCGGUUCUGUUUUUUUAAAAUUCCUAUAGUAAAUUCAUUGAGUCGCUAGUUCUCUGCUAUUUUAUCGCGGAGACUGACGAAAUUGCUGAUGAUCUCUAUGCCUGCGAACUGCAGAUUCUGGCCGAAGAGAGCGACGAGAAGUAUUGUCUACCCUGGUAGAAAUUCCGUAUGGAGGCGACAGCGAACUGCUGCAGAAAAGUCCUGACUAGGCGCGGGUUUUGUCCAUUUGGUCGCUAUGGAGGCGAUGGCGAAAAGUUGCGAUACGGUGCGCCAUAUAGCAGCAGCGCCAGGUCUGGCAUCCACCAUGUACGACGGUUGUUUUCCCCCAGUCUCCGCCAUGUAGAUCCUACAACAGCUUUCAGUUCACCAACCCCCCCCCUUCCGUCGUAUGCCACGGCAAAUACUUUACGCGGAAGUCUUGUAAAUGUUUUUUUAAAAUAAGAUUUUAUUGUAAAAAAUAUCGUGCAAAACCUAGUAGCUGCUAAUCUAAUUGUUCUCUGUCGUCUUGUUAUCCGGCGUGGACUGCGACAGCAGCAGAUGAACCACAUGGAGAAGGGGACUGAAUAACACACUUCUCACUUAGGUGAGAGGUGUCUGCAUUUUAGGAUGUUGUAGGUGUUCAUGUGGGGUGCAUGUGUUGAUAGGAGAAUGUUUGGUGAUGGGGUCAUGUGUACGCUGAUUUACUGAAUUUUCAUAAGCGCGCAUGGGACCGAAUAGGCCCAUGCGAUGGCGACUGUUCGGGGACAAUGUGGGCAAUUGAGGCGAUGACGUCUGAUGUGUGCUGGUGUUCCAGACACCGGUUUGCCGGUCCCUGUAUGAUGAAGUCGCAACCGACCCACCAGGCCGAUGCGUAAUGUGCACGUGCGGUGACAAUAUGGCCAGGAUAGGUUGAGGGAUGUUAAACCGGUAGCCGUUGUAGUGCUGCUAGUGUUAGUCGCACCGAUGGAUGGGAGUUGGUAAGAUUGGGGAUGAGUGAGUUUUUUGGCGUGCAACGCAUGCCUGACAUGUCGAUAUCGCAGUGAAUUCCGCCGUUUUGCGUAGACAGUGCGGACAGUGGAAGCGGAUGUGGUGAGUGUAUGUGAGGGCUUCUGACACUUGUGCGCCAGUCACAGUGCGGUGGAUUUACAAGUGACCGACCAGGCCGAUGCGUGAGACGAGUGUGCGACCGACUGACACAACAACACUGUCCUCUCAUCUAAGCAUCAGACUACAGUACCUUCUGUACGUGACUUUUUGGCAUUCCUGGCUUAAGUGAGAUCAGGUUUUAAUGCAGUUUGGUAAAGCGGGCGUUGGGAUCGGCGCUUGUGUGACACGUUCGGACUAGGACUAUAUAGCACGUCAGCCACUGCGCGCGGUCUCAUCUCCGUUUGCCUGACUGCGAUUUAGUAAGCGUUUAGGCAGGCUACAUCGGCCGUACAACGAGGCGUUUGGAAAAGAGAGUACGUGAACACAUACCGGCCUGGCUAGGCAAAGGUGAGAAGAAAUCGAUCUCGAGUUCUAUUCUCGCACAUCUUGUCGAUACGAAUCACCGAGUCGAUGCCAAAGAAGCCUUUCAGAUUGUCUACCGGACACCAGCAGGCUUCUCCAAAGGCCUACGCCAACGGGUGCUAGCUACAGCUGAGGCAGUGGCUAUACGGCUAGCCAAUCCAGUGCUAUGCUGUCAGAAGACUCUGACACAGGCGCUCUGUCUUCCGUGGCCGACGCCGACCCCAACGUCGCUCCAACCUCCUGAUGCCAGGGUGGGUGCACAAGGUACAGGACGCACUCACAGCCUAUGCCCCCCCUCCUCCUCGCCCCAUGAACCCAAUUACCACGACACGCCGACCACGCCAUAGCACGCCUCUUCAUGCGAGUGGCGUGGGAACGAUCGAUGUUAAUUGUCCCCGAAUCAUUUAUAAGUUAUGUAGUUCGCAUAACUUAAACUUCAAUGUAACGUUUUGGCCUGAUGAAGAGUUACUGAAAACACGUGUUCGCCAAUUUGACUUUUCAAUUGCAACAUGGGAAUAUUCGCUGAACUUAGAUUUCGAAUAAUUCACUUUGGCCCAGCUGUUAAAAUCUUGGCGAUCUCGGUAAGGCUUCGAGUCCACGACAACUAGGCGGAAGGCCUAAGUACAGCCGACACUAGCCACCUGAGCUACAGUAGGUGGGCAACUCAUGAAACGUCAACAGAAAUUCCGAAAUACGUUUACGUUUCAGAAAGAUUAAUUAAGUAGGGUUGUAAAAGUAAUCAUCAUGAGGCAUGAUUUCAUAAUGCUUCAGUUACCUCAGGAUGCCGGCUUUUGAACGCACUUCUUUUCGGCUGCGUGGAUAAACCACACUCUGUAAAAAAAUGGCUACUUAAGUAGCAUGCAUUUUUCAUUGAGUUUUGAUGCCCUUACAAAUUCAAUUAUAUUUCCUGGAAAACAUGCACGAAAAUGUUCUUUCUUUUACUCAUUUGGUGGGAACUCACGUACUCUUCCAAUUUUCUACUCAAGGGAGGGGGUAUAAUUCGGUUUUCAAAAAACUUUUCCAAUUCCCGAAUAAUUUUGAACCCGACCAGCCGUUACACUUGCAUUCAGGGUUUCCAAACUACAAACUGUAUAUUUUCCGUGCACGGAAAAUCAUACAUGACUCUACGGUAUUAAGAGGAGACGAUAUGGGGGUUCAUAAAAUUUGGCAGUAGAUUUGAGCCAUAUUGUUAACUUUAUGAGCCACAUUGGCACAUGCACAGACAUGACGUUUUAUGAACGGCCAUUUUACGGUAUCAAAAAAUCUUAAAUAGAAACUUUUUGAAAACUGAAUAAUACCCUUCUUUUGAGUAUAAAGUUGAAAGAAGACGUAAUUUUCUACCGAACGAGCAAAAGAAUGAAUAUUUUAUGCAUGUUUUCCAUGAAAUAUAAUUGAAUUUAUAAGGACGCCGAAACUCAAUGAAAAAAUGCAUGCUUCUUAAGUAGCCAUUUUUUACAGUGUGGUUGGUUUAUGCACACAGCCGGAAAGAAGUUCGUUCAAAAGCCGGCAUCCUGAGGUAACUAAAUUAUUAUGAAAUUAUGCCUCCUGAUGAUUAAUUUUACAACCCUGCGUAAUUAAUCUUUCCGAAACGAAAACGCAUUUCGGAAUUUCGGUUGACAUUACAUGAGUUAGCCCACCUACUGUACGAGGCCUGAUUCCGGAGCCGUGGUUUUAAUCACAUUUGAAUUAAGUUACCCACCCAACGUUGGCUGUGCUCAAGCCGUUAUCUUGCUGUGCUGUGUUCGAGUCCCACCGAGAUCGCCGAGUUUUUCACAGUUGGGUCAGAAUGGAUGACCGCGUUUUGCCAUUGGUACGUGAUUGGAGAGAGUAGCCAGUAAUGCCGAUGCUACUCUUGGUUUUAUUCAGAUAAGCAAUCUAAUGCCCCCUCUAGACAUCACAACGCUCCGGCAGUCCUGACCUGAAGACACAGUAUUAAAGUCAUUGAAUGCUGCUCAAUUAUAUAAGGGCAGUCGGUUGCAACACCGUCCACUACUAGUAAACAUUACUCUCCGUCGUACAAGAAACAACUACGUCUCACGUACCGUCAUCGUUUAAAGUAUUUUUUUUCCGUACAUGCUUUUAAAUGCAUAAGACUUUAACCUUUAAUUUAUCUAAGACAAACCCCGCUUCAAAUGGUUCCUUAUAAUGACAUUUGAUCACUGCGCCCUCCGCUUAGACCGGAAAAACCCGCCUCAACCUAGGUCUUAGAAUGUGAUAUGGUACCAAGGGCUGGUACUGACAUUGCUCCCACUUCAAGAAAGCCAGCAAACGGCUAGGUUGCAGCAUCGGGAAAAUGUAAGCCUGUCACAAAUACCGCAAGAAAUGAAUCUCAGGAAGCUGUCUAUGCGCUGGCUUUGGUAACGAAACGACCUGGCUGACACGGAUUCUGCCCUAGUUUUGAGGCCGUAGCACGCACCUGGGCGCUAGCCGCCUGAUUGGUUAUCACGACGAGCUGAAUCAAGACCUCCUUGGGGACGCAGAUGAUUUAAAACGAAAGAGCACUCUUCGGUCAUAUUUUCAUGAUAGAGGACGCACUGAGUAGUUUUGUAGUCUGUUACUUUUUUGAGCGGCCAUGAAGACGGGGAGUCCCAUUUGUAAUAAAACAAAUCACAGAACCUUUAUUCUAAGAUUCGCUAGGAUAGUAGGUCGUACUUACUCAAAGAAUGUGUAACCGGCGUUACCAUUUAGCCAACCGCACAAAAUCUCGUUACUGACUGACGGUGAAAUUUGAGGCUUGAAACAUCACAUAGGUACAAAUCUUGUUGAUAAUUUUUCAUUUAGAACUUAAUCCUCCUGGAAGGUCCUGGCUAAAGGGCCAAACUAGUCGUGUCGCUGUUGAAUUCGCCCUCGAAAUGUAACGCCCUCCUGAAUUUUAGUUUCUGUCAGGUGAUAACUUUUUCCCCCUUCACCCGCCGCAACCAACUUCCCUAUGAUAACCUGGUAGGCAAGUUUAACAUGACAGGUGCUAGUUGCACAGACUGCUGCGCCGUUGCUUCUCUCCUACUUUUAUGAUUUAUUAACUCCUCGAAAUCGAGGGGAAGAGGGAGGGACCAGGCCUAACCCACUCACGUUGAAGCUUCUAUCCCUACUUUACCUUCACAGGUGAACAUUCAAAACUGAAGCUUACUACCCGAAACGUCUUCAUUGAAUGCACCGCCACUGACCUUCACAAGGCCUCCAUCACGCUUGACACCAUCGUCUGCAUGUUCUCCGAAUACUGUUCCACUCCAUUCACGUAAGCUGGCCCGCAAGUUUUUGGAAGUUAGGCAGCAGUCACCUUUCCUUGUGUAAACCAUUGGAAUUUAAAUAUUCCUACUCAUCCAAUAGACUUUUGCCUCGCGGAACGGGCAGGGCCACUGAGCUCUCAAGUUCGCGCCAAACGCUCUGACCAGCAGCCGACCUGCCAGCGUCUGUCCGUUUGCAGCGCAAAUAUUCUGCAUAUUCCCACAGUCGCACCAAAAACUUUUAAUUGCUGAUAGAAGCGAACAGGCGAGUUCCAGGAAACAUUUCAAAAGACGAAGAUGCGAUCACUGGAACAAGAAAUUUAUUGGCCUUACAUUUCGGAUUCUCACUCGAACCCAUCGUCAGAAACAGUCGCAGAUAAGGAGAAUCUGAAACGUCAGCCCAAUAAAUUUCUUGUUCCGGUGAUCGCAUCUUCUUCUUCUUCUUCUUCUUCUUCUUCUUCUUCUUCUUCUGGAAAUUAUGAUUAUUAGCAUUACGCGCCAUAUCAAUUUGUGCAUUUUUAGCAAUUGCUCAACAACCACACUUUCUCUCCCCCCCUCCUGUUAAUUUUUAACCGACUUGAAUUACCACGAUCACGCCGCAACAUUCUUUCUUUCCAGGGUGGAACCCGUGGAAGUCAUUCAGGCCGAUAACAGCAGAUCCUUCUUUCCGGUAAGUCUGAGUUUUUCUCCAUUACAUCGGGGUCUAGCUAGACUAUGGACACUUUUGUAGUUCAUCAAACACGUCUAGGAACGUCCCCCUCCCGUUGCCCUUUGGGACCCAAUCUGGAGCCCCUCCCAUCGUAGGCAGUCGCAUAGUGACCACAGAAAAAGUAACGACAAAGGCAAGGGAGACUGGGGUGGUCCCUUCUCGUCGUCGUCGUCUGCCAGUCUUACCCAACCUCGGGUCCGGCUGACCGGAGAUUUGAACCCGGGUCCUUUGGCGAUUGAGCGUUUUAAAGUCAAACACUCUUACCACUGACCCACGGGUUCGUUGUCCUAGCGGUUGUGUUCGAGAAUGUUCGGACAGGUUGGCUUACAGAGCUCCAAAAUAGGGUGGACUGCUUAUUUUAUAGGCACGCACACACAGACAAUCCAAUCGAAUGCUAUUUUGAAACCCUUUGGUGUCGUCCUUGGCUCCAUGGUCUUGGCAGAGACAGGCACCUGCAUGGAACCGACCUGGCUGAGAUAAAAGAGAAAAGUGUCUAUGUGAACAGUAGCACAUUUCUGUCACACGACGAACGCUGGGGGGUGGGGAGAGAUGCAUUAGUGGGCUGAACCGGAAGUUACAUCAUGCAGCUGAUAUUUUUCAGGCGUAUAGUGAAAAUAUACGCUGCGUAAAGCACACUGCUGCCAUACUUCCAGGUGCAAACAAGACGUGGUUACUCCGCGUAAGUUGACUGUGUCAUACGUACCCAGGUGUUUGCAAGAAAUCGAAACCAAACCUGGCGGCAUCUUGAUGACUUUAUUUCGCUUUUUGUUUAAAACCAUCUGACGAAAUUUUGUCUGCCGGUCUGGGCAGGACCGCCACUGAGUCACUUGGGGGACUUUUGCAGUGAGCUCCCAGGCACAAAACUUUUUCAGACGACAAUCUUGGAUCGUGGUUGGCAGGACGUCAGUUAAAUCCGACAAACUUCCAGGACGACUAUCACUUUCGAAAAUACAGAAAAUAUGGUGGCGGGGCACUGAUAUGUGUGCCACCCGCCUGAACUAUCUUCCUACAGAGUUCCUCUUUAUACAUUAGCACAUAUAUGCAGCGCACUUACAUUUUUUUCCUUUUUUGCAUGUUUUAAGACGCCACAUUCCCUCUUUUAAAGGACCUCUAUUACUACCAUUCUCGUACUGGAGAUGGCCUUGGGCCGUAGUUCAGGAGAUGGGGGAACUAUCUUCCUCACUAGUUUCCAGCCCAACAACUCUGCCUGAGCGAAUUCCCGAAUCAGAACUCAACAGCUAGGGCAGAUGUGAACUGCCUUGACGAAUAACCAAUUGCGUGCAUAAAAAAAGUAAAUGGAACUUUCGGAGAUAGCUGAAUAGGUCAUUUGAAAUGUCCACGGUGUAGGAUUAAUAUUGGACCAAUCAGGUGGUGUCAUUCUGUAAUUUUGACUCGCCUGACUGGUUGGGCAAACCUCCGAUUCCGUCAAGAGCCUACCGCCUCGUCAGGACUCAGCCGGCGAGUGGACGGAUGUGCUAUGACGGCUCUCUAAAGUGUAACUGAGUUCUAUGGUUGCGGUACUGAAAGAAUGACUCAACAGACGGCCAACACGUUUUUCUAAUUGAGGGCCUAAACACCUGUUUCGCCGAUCGGAGCCUGAACCGGUAUGACCCGAAAGAUUUGCACCAAUUGCGUGCAUUAAUUUCUCUGGAAAUUAUCGAGUUUAACAUUGAGACCUGGAGUGUAUAUGCCUGAAAGCACACGAAGAGCGCUAGGGGACAACCCAUUCGUGAGCCGUACCUCUCGCGGCGGAAAGAAGUCGUCGAAGCACGUGUCUCGGCUUUGGUCCCUGUGAUGACCGUAUGUCGAAUCCUUCAAGAUCUUAUACUAAUGAAAGUCAUGUUACACCAAAGCGUCAGUUUUGCGGAUAAAAAUUGCACAGUUUACGGACGCCGAAUAGAACUGGGCAGGUGAGGUCAAAUGUGGAGGAUAUGCUCGCAGCAUUCUCCGUCAUCCACGGAGUUGUGCAUCGCUAACGAGCGCUCUGGGUCGAACGGCCAAUUACAGCUUCUAUUGGGGCAGAGGGGGAGAGCAAAUUGCAGAUGAGCACCAUGGCAAAACGCCGGCUCACUUUUUGUGAACCAGGUCGAACUAGUGUCACAAGCGCUGCACUCGUCCGAUUUAGCACCGCGAGGACGGUGUUCAUAUUUUGGAAGAUAGUGGGAUAUUUGUUCGCCGGCCAGUCUAAUCCGAGCAAAGCUUGGCUGAGUAAAAAAACCCGAGUCACAGGCAUCCAUUUCAAGACGACUGCCGGCGUUAGCAGUUGUUUAUAAAUGGGUGCAUGGCAUGCUCAUGGUUACUUCGCCCAUACCUGUGGUGCGGGCAAGGCGCGUUCGUUGGAUGCCCUUGGCUCAUCUUACUUAUCUUGGAUGACAAUUUGACUGUUUAACUCGACUUUGUUCGAUGCUAUUACGAGGGGAUUGCGUGUUUUGUCAGUGCUACUGUCCCAUACCACAGGAUCCUGCUUCUUGACCUGAGAUCGAAUUUUUGUCGCACGUAUAUCCUGGUCGAAUUGGCUUGCUUAUUUCGUCAAUCCGAUCUAGUUUCAAGACAGGAAGGUUGAACCGUUUUGUCCUGAACCUCCACAGAGAGUCCUCUCCGGCAAUCACAGCGAGUCAAGUCCGAGUACGAAGGUCUACCUGGGGCUAGAAUAUGAUUGACUGAAGUCCGCUAACACAAGCUAGGGGAUCGGCAUUCCAGUCUCUCACCUAACUCUGCUGUUAACUACUCUCGACGUCGAUCCUCACCAAUGUGCAAAAAUGGAGGGAGGGGGGAAGGGUGCUUAAGUACGCCUGCUGUGACGUUUAAACUGUUUAUAACUUCGUCUGCCCUCACUCGACCCUGUGUCCCCUUAGGCUUUUGCUUGCUGCCGGUUGGUGGGAAAGCUUUUUGCUUAUCUUGUCAAUUCUUUGUGAAAAUGGGUCUUCAUCCCUUUUUCCCUGCCUAGCGCCUGGAAUAUCGCAACGAGGUCGUCAGCGUCGACUACAUCAACAGCCUGCUGGGCACGGCCUGUUCCGAGGGCGAGAUCAUCAAUCUCCUCACAAGCAUGGGCCUGAGCUGUCAGUCCGCGGGAGCAGCAUCGGACUUGGUGGCGGCCACUGCGGCCUUCAGCAUAUCUCGCGAACAGGGUGAGCUGCCUUAUGUUACUUAUUCAUCCAGUCGUGGUUAUUACUUACAGGCCUAUUAUCACAGUCCGCCUGGCCUAUAUGCCUCCCAAACCAAAGUAAAGGCGACUUCUAACAGUUUCGACAGUCUGAUACCCCCCCCCCCCUCAAAACUCCUAGAGCCGCUGGCCACCGCUAAGUCUAGUCAGAGCACGUGAAUCAUAGCCCUCUGGGGGCAGCCGAAAAGUCUGAUCAGACUGUAGGUUGUCGAACAGCGAUAGGUUUUGGUGGCCUGACAGAGGAGUGGUCUUUCAUUGUUCCCAGUCCGAGAGUGGAACUCUCCGUCCACCACCACCACCACCACCACCACCACCACCACCACCACCACUCUGACACACCAGUUCAGGGUUCCGGUGUUGUGCCAGACUGCAGGCGAAGCCCUGUUGGGGUGACUAGCGACAUUUGUCAUGUAACAGCAUCGAGGCUUGUGACCUAAUGUGUCAUCGGUCUACCAGACCGAUGGCUAGUCACGUCUGGAGAUAUUACCGCGACAUAGUCCGCGACUGCAUAUUCGUCAAAUACGGGGCCUACUUGUCCGCAGAUGGUCUUCUCUGCCGGCCGUUCCACUGUCCGACACGCGUCGGGUAUCCCAUAGGUAGGCUCAGUCUACUGGGGAUGGUUUCUGUUCCGCAGAAAUGGAAUGAGAGAGCAGGUAGGUGGUGGAGGAUAUUGAAUUGACGGCUGCACUGCAGGCUGGGGCGUUCCCUUCGAUGGGUGGAUGUCUAAUGUAGAUGUCGGCAUUGACCGUGGUAUCUGCAAAGCCCAAACACUUGCGGAUAUAGCACAAGUUCUUCCAACCGACGACCGUCCUCUCGUUCAAACCCGGUACUUUAGGUCGACUUACCCCUGUUCUCUAUAAGACUUGCUACUAGAAGUGCCCUUGUCCCCAUUUGAGUCUCUGGACUCAUGAAAUACAGCCUUGAAUUACAUGUCUCUCACUCAUGCCCAUUUCUUUGUCCUAACGAAUUGCUCUCCUGAACACAGUUACCAGCGGUCUGGUCUCUGUUCGCAUUCCUCCCACGCGCCAGGACAUCCUGCAUCCCUGUGAUAUCGCGGAAGACGUAGCCAUAUCCUACGGCUACGACCGCAUCGAAGAGCACUUGCCUACAACGUACAACAUCGUCUCCUGCCAACCCCUUAACCGCCUCACUGAUAUGGUGCGCGCCGAAGUGGCCCAGUACGGCUUCACAGAGGCUCUAACUUUCUCGCUGGUGCGUUUGGUUCCUCCUUAGUCGUCUUAACACUCAACUUUGGCAUGCACAUUUCUCCCUGGGAAGGGAACUCAACGCUGCUCUAAGUAGGCCACCGCUGAGUCUAAGGAGGCUCCACUCCACUGUCUACUCAUGUGGCAUCUUGCCGCAGUCUAUUGCCGCCCUUCGUGAUCUCACAUAAUAGUAAUCCCUCCAUCGAUCGAACUUUGGGUCGAUGGGGUAGCCAAUAGAGCUGUUUCCACUUUGAUGGACUGACAGUCACACCGGUGGCAGCUCUUAUCUACGGCCCCAUGAAGCUGUGCUGAACACAGCGAGAGUACAUGUGGAUAACCGGUGUCUCUAAAUGGUAGAGGGGCGCUCACUGAUCGUCUUCUUGUACGGAACUCACUCGUCCCGUUGUGCCUUACGGGCUCUCUCUCUCGAGCCCAAUCAGCAGCCGCACAGCGGCGCAUGAUAUAGGCAGAAUGUUACCACCGACAAAGGCAAGGGAGACAGGAUUGGCCAUUUCUGGCUUAUUAGCCGUCGUGUCCCUAAAAACAGGCGAAUUUAAGAAGUCACGUCCGGCAAAUGUACGUAUGAAGCCUGGUUUGACCUCUAGGAUUGAACCAGCCGUACCAUGGCACGUGAGGGAUGAGGACUUUAUGCCCGACCAGCCGCUGCGCCCAAGCGUACCCGACCGUCUUGACCCUGUCUUGUAGCUGGAGCAUGAUGGGCGCUUGGAGAGAGUGGGUUCAACGAUGCGCAAGGUCGCCUUACUGCAAGCCACAUCGCGCGCGCAAGUCAUCGCUGUUCCUCCUUGAUUGCGGUGACCACAGUCAUGUUUGAUCGGCGAACUGUCGGCGAACUAACUCUUAUAACUUAGGUGGGGUGUUACCCCGGACCACAGUACUUCCAGGGUCCUGGUUGCGGACUGUUAUUGGUCCAGCAUAGAUCUCCCCGGGUAUUCCUGCGCUAUCCACCAUGCAACACUGGCUACCUUUUAAUAUGACUGCACUGUUUCUGCCGGCGAGAUGACUGCAGCAUCAAAGGCCGCAGACUGACCGUCAGCUCUGACGCGAGAGAAAGCAGUCCUUCGAAUACUUUCAAGCAUGUUACUACUUAGAUUUUUCAUUCUUGGAUACCUUAAGCAUCCAUUAAUAACUCCUGACCGUGGCCUGCUCUCAACUGACGUGAUACGAGUCUCGUUUCUACAGCAAACCGGACAUUCUGCAGAGUGCGUGCGCGUUUCAGCGUGAGUUUUUCCCUAUUUUGGAAGAGGCUUAUGGGACUAGGAGGGGCUUUAGCGGCCAUAACAGUCUUCUUCGUGACCAUGAGAAUGCAUUGACGAGGUCCAACGGCAGCCGGACUUUCUGAUACCACGACGCCUGCUGUGUUCAGUGCUAUCUAGAUGACCAUUUGCGAAUGCGAGCUGUUAAUUGGCAGAGCAAACACUGACCGUUAAAAUGCUUUUGCCCUAUUUUAGUGCUCCCGCGCGGACAUUAGCACAAACUUGCAGAAGCCCUUGGAGGGGAUACCCGCAGUCCAUAUCAGUAACCCGAAGACCCUCGAUUUUCAAGUAAGUUCGUCAGGGCCAGGCAUGUUAACUGUUUUUUUUUUCUGCCGUUCUAUUUUGGAAGUUUAGAAAAUCCCAACUACUGAGGCGUCCCAUGAACCCUCUUAUACCUUUUUUAUCGCUUCUCCAGGUAGUACGAACAACUCUCCUUCCCGGUCUACUUCACACUUUGGCUAAUAAUAAAAGCCUCCCACUCCCCCUGAAGUUGUUCGAAGUGCAGGAUGUUGUGCUGAAGGAUCCCGCCAAAGGUACAAGAUAAAAACUCUGCUCACACUGACAAGCAGUGCCAACGCAUUUGCUACUUAUUUCAUUUAAGUAGAAAUGUACGUACAAUGUUUACUUUGUAGACGUUGGCUGUCGAAAUCUGCGUCGCGUGUGCGCCGUUUACUGUAACAAAACUUCCGGGUUCGAAAUUGUCCAUGGGCUGCUGGACAGGCUUAUGCUCGUAUUGGAGGCCAAGUACACGGACUCUUCCAAGCCAGUUAAUUCCGAAAAGCUGUCGUAUCACCUGGAGGAAGUUGACGGUAAGAGGGCGUGCGUUCUGCUAGCGUGUCCAACCCCGAAUCCUUGCGAUAUGUAGCUGCUACUAGCUCUCUAAUAGCACGCUUUUUUCUGCUACAUUUAAAUACGUGUGCGAACAUUGCACACCUCGUCUGUCUGUGAACGUUUCCUUAGUGUGGGACAAGUAUGCCAUCAUAGACGACAUAGUAAUUCUCGCACGCCCUUCUGUAUUUUCUUUUCAGACAAAACCUAUUUUCCCGGCCGCUGUGCAGACAUCAUUCUGACACCCCCAGGCACUUCUAUAGGUCGACUUGGUAUUGUCCAUCCCCAGGUUUUACAGAAUUUUGGCCUGGCACUGUCUGUAUCGAGCUUCGAGAUAGAUCUGGAACCAUUCCUGUAA